Messenger RNA from Alternaria rosae, 2064 nucleotides. Its product is annotated as ORMDL family-domain-containing protein. Gene Ontology annotation, molecular function: sodium:proton antiporter activity. Gene Ontology annotation, biological process: regulation of membrane potential; intracellular potassium ion homeostasis; sodium ion export across plasma membrane. The coding region runs from base 1 to 2064 and encodes 687 amino acids. The record is from RefSeq and is a predicted model, not a curated record. The transcript has 6 exons. Lineage: Eukaryota; Fungi; Ascomycota; Dothideomycetes; Pleosporales; Pleosporaceae. Gene Ontology annotation, cellular component: plasma membrane; endoplasmic reticulum membrane.
AUGUCGCUGGAUGCUGCAAAGGACGCGAGGAGGCGACGUAGCAGUAGUCUUGUCUACAAAGAGCCCCCCGAGUCUCUGGAGCAGCUGAGCGAUCAGUCCGCCCUGCCCAACCUCAACGCCGAAUGGGUGAAUGCAAAGGGCGCCUGGGCUAUCCACUUUGUCCUCAUCUUCUUCGGCAAGAUCUUAUUCGACAUCAUCCCCGGCAUGUCGCAAGAAGCAUCAUGGACCCUAGUCAACCUUUCGUACGUGGCGGGAUCCUACCUCAUGUUCCACUACGUGCGCGGUGUGCCUUUUGACUUCAACUCGGGCGCCUACGACAACUUGAACAUGUGGGAACAGAUUGACAACGGCGAACAAUACACACCAGCCAAGAAGUUCCUCCUCAGCGUGCCCAUUGUGCUGUUCCUCGUCAGCACGCACUACACGAAUUACAAUCUGACGUAUUUCCUCAUCAACUGUUUUGCGACCAUAGCAGUCGUCAUUCCAAAGCUCCCCUCGACUCCAUCCGAAUCCAAAUCUGCCCAGGCGGUCGUGUGGUCUCAACAUGCAAGGUGCCACCACUUCCGGCAACUACGGUCCGAGCGCACUGCCAAAUCCAGCCAACCUUCGUCAUCGAUGCGCACCUCCAUGCAGUGUGAUCCUUCGCGCAUCAUGGUUUGGUCUCAGCUUGAGCCCACGGGGCCUCACGUUACCUACGUGACCCUAACCUUCUUCCUCAUCUUGUACGCGCUAUUCUCGCUUAUGAUCCGGAACCGCCUGCAUCUCUCAGAACCGCCAUUAGCCACGCUGUUUGGUAUCAUCGUCGGACCACGCGCUCUGAACCUCCUCAGGCCAUACGAAUGGGGCUUUUCUGAUGAAAUAAUCCAAGAAUUGACGCGUCUCAUUGUCGGAAUUCAGUGCUUUGUAGUCGGCCUGGAGCUUCCCUCAGGCUAUGUUCAAAAGAACUGGCGCGCCCUGCUUGUUCUACUCGGACCUGUCAUGUCGUUCGGCUGGCUGAUGUGCGGAAUGCUUAUCAUGUUCCUUUUCGACACAGACUUUCAGACUGCUUUGACGAUAUCAGCCUGUCUCACGCCCACAGAUCCUGUUCUCGCGGCUUCAGUUCUGUCAAACAGCCAGUUCAGCACCCGAGUGCCCAAGCGGAUUAGGGACUUGUUAAGCGCAGAGAGUGGUUGCAACGACGGCAUAUCCUUCCCGUUCUUGUAUCUGGGGUUGAGUCUCCUCCUGAAGAACACCGCUGGUGGCUUCUUCACAAAAUGGUUCCUUGUUACAAUACUGUACCAGUGCGUGGUAGGCGUUCUCCUCGGUAUCGCCCUGGGAUACAUCUUCAACGGCCUAUACAGGUUCUCGCACAGCCGCGAGUGGAUGGGCCGAGCUUCCUACCUGGCCUUUUACCUACUCCUGGCCAUCUUCUCCAUCGGACUGGCAUCGGUUCUUGGAGUGGACGACUUCCUAGUGGCCUUCUUCGCAGGACGUGGCUUCGCGCACAACCAAAAGAACCCCACAGAAGGAACCGCUCUGCCCGUUAUCAUCGACUUGCUGAUCAACUCAGCGUUCUUCAUCUUCUUCGGUGCAAUGAUACCCUGGGCGAGCUUCAACGCGAUGGACGGAAUCACCCCUCUCCGACUGCUUGCUUUACUCGCACUCAUCCUGCUCUUCCGCAGAAUCCCGAUUGUUUUCACGCUUUUCAAGACGAAGAUGUUGCCCUUGGUAAAGACCACAACCGAAGCCCUCUUUGUCGGACAUUUUGGACCAAUGGGUGUCGGCGCUCUCUUCCUCGCCAUCGAAGCCCGCGCGCAGCUCGAGACCGGUACAUCCCUGCCCCUUCCACAGCCGCCUAAGGACCUGCCAGUGGAGCGACAACGGACAGCUACUAUGAUAUGGCCCAUUGUUUGCUUCAUUGUCCUCGGAAGUACCAUAAUCCAUGGCUUCAGUACUUUGGCUGUCAGCAUCGGAGGCCAUUUCGCGCGUCAUGAGGGCGAGAGGGCUCCUUUGAUCGGUGCUGAAAGGGAAGGACUACAUGGCAUGUUCCAUGAUGAUAGUGAGGCAGAGCAAGAGCAGGAAUAG